Dujonia railenensis is the source of this 1518-nucleotide messenger RNA. NCBI's taxonomy places the organism in Eukaryota, Fungi, Ascomycota, Pichiomycetes, Serinales, Debaryomycetaceae. The record is from the annotation of a GenBank genome assembly.
AUGAAUACGGAAAAGAAAAUUUCUUUAGAACAAGUUGAACAAGUAGAUUCGUCACUUGAAAAGCAAUCAUCAAAGUAUGAGUUGACUUUACCAGAAUCUCUUCAAGGUUUAAGUGAAGAAGAAUUUGAAAAAUUAGCGAAGGCCACAAGAAAGAAAAUCGACAUGCGUAUUUUGCCUAUGAUUGUUUUCAUUUAUAUCUUAAAUUAUUUGGAUAGAAACAAUAUUGCAACUGCUAGAUUGGGAGGGUUAGAAACUGAUUUGGGGCUUCAUGGUAGUCAAUAUCAAACAUGUAUCUCUAUUUUAUUCGUUGGUUAUAUUUUGAUGCAAAUUCCUGCAAAUAUGAUUAUGAACAAAUUUGCCAGACCAUCUGUGUUUUUGACUAUUAUCAUGACCUGUUGGGGUGUUGUCUCAUGUUGUUGUGGUGCAGUCCAUUCAUAUGGAGGGUUAUUGGCCGUAAGAAUCUUAUUAGGUAUAAUUGAAGCAGGUUUCUUCCCAGCCGCAUUAUUUUACCUUUCUUGCUGGUACUCAAGAAAAGAAUUGGCAUUGAGAACUUCUAUAUUGUACUCAGGAUCUUUAAUCUCUGGUGCAUUUGCUGGUUUAAUCGGUGCAGGUAUCAUUAACGGUAUGGAUGGUAUGAGAGGAAUGAGAGCAUGGAGAUGGUUAUUUAUUAUUGAAGGUGCUAUUACCGUGGCUACCGUGCCAUUGGCUUACUUCAUCUUACCUGACAUGCCUCAAAACACGAAAUCCUUAUCACAACAAGAAAAAGACAUUAUUAUGUGGAAAUUAAAGGUUGAAGUUGGACAGGCUGAUUCUGAUCUGGAAAAUUCUGAAAAGGCCUACAGAGGAGCUAUGAAAUUGGCGUUCACUGACAUAAAAGUAUGGUCUGUUACAGGAAUCUUAUCAUUUUUGGUUGCAGCAUGUGGUGUUACCAACUUCUUCCCUUCAGUCGUGGAAACCUUGAACUUCAAUAGAAUUACCACUUUGUGUUUAACCGCCCCACCUUACCUUAUUGCCGUUGUUGCAACUUUCAUUUGGGCCAGACAUGCUGAUAAAACUGGUGAAAGAUUCUGGCAUGUGGUAGGCCCCUUAUUCAUAUCUUUGAUUUCAUUUAUCAUAGCUGCAGCUACUAUGAAUACUGGUGCUCGUUAUUUUGCUAUGUGUAUUAUGAUUCCAUCAUUGUACUGUUCCUUCACAACCAUUUUGUCAUGGAUGUCUAACUGUGUUCCAAGACCACCAAUGAAGAGAGCCGUCGCAUUAGCUUUGAUGAAUUGUCUUUCCAAUUCAACCUCUAUUUGGAACUCUUACUUGUACCCAUCAAGUGAUGCUCCACAAUAUCUUGUUGCAUUCUGUUGCAACUGUGCAUUUAUCUUGUGUGCCAUUCUCUUGGCUGUUUUCUUAAGAUUUUACCUUGUGAGAUUGAACAAAAAGAUUGAAGAUGGUAGCAUGAAUUGGGAACGUGAAUUAGGAAAGGGUAAUGAUGGGUCCAAAAUCUCUCCAGAAUUUAGAUACCUUUUUUAA